Messenger RNA from Brassica oleracea var. oleracea, 429 nucleotides. RefSeq lists its product as uncharacterized. NCBI's taxonomy places the organism in Eukaryota, Viridiplantae, Streptophyta, Magnoliopsida, Brassicales, Brassicaceae. The transcript has 2 exons. The record is from RefSeq and is a predicted model, not a curated record. The coding region runs from base 1 to 429 and encodes 142 amino acids.
AUGGGGGAAAAUCUGAGAAGGGCUAUUCAAGAUUUGAAUCCUAGAAUUGAUGAUGCUCUGGUGGCUUUAUCUGCAGCGGUUUGUUCUGAGGUUCGGAGGGUGAACCAGUUCUCGAUGAUGGGUAGACCUUCUAUGCAAACGAAGAAAAACAUACGAGCGCUCAUGAAUUCCUUGCCGAAAAUGUGGGGUCUUGCUGGCCUUAUCUCAGGGCGUAUUGUUCAUAGGAGGAAGUUUCAAUUUGUGUUCCCCAAGGAGGAGAUGCUUUCAUCGAUUAGGGGAAUUCCAUUGAAGUAUCUCAACGAACCGGUCAUUCGUAACAUUGGUGAUAGGAUGGGAGAGGUCAUGUCAGUGUAUUUUAAUCCAGACGUGAAUGCGGCGGUUGAGUUUGUGCGUGUGCGUCUCAACUGGAAUGUUGAAAAAUUCCCUUAA